AUGCCGAUGCGGUUGGACAUCAAGCGCAAGCUCGUGCAGCGGAGCGACCGGGUGAAGGGGGUGGAGAUACACCCCACGGAACCGUGGAUACUGACGAAUCUGUACUCGGGGAACGUGGCGAUAUGGGAUUACGAGACGAACGCGCUGGUGAAGUCGUUCGAGGUGACGGAACUGCCGGUGAGGACGUCGAAGUGGAUCGCGCGCAAGCAGUGGAUCGCGACGGGGGCGGACGACAUGUUCCUGAGGGUGUAUAAUUAUAACACGUCGGAGUUGGUGGUCGGGUUCGAGGCGCACAGCGAUUACAUACGGUCGAUCGCGGUGCAUCCGACGCAACCGUACGUGGUGACGUGCUCGGAUGAUAUGCUCAUCAAGCUUUGGGAUUGGGAAAGGCAGUGGGACUGCGCGAUGGUGUUCGAGGGACACUCGCACUACGUGAUGCACGUGGUGUUCAACCCGAAGGAUACGAACACGUUCGCCAGCGCCUCGCUCGAUCGCACCAUCAAGGUGUGGAACGUGACGUCGCCGGUGUGCAAUUUUACGCUCGAGGGUCACGAAAAAGGGGUCAACUGCGUCGACUACUUCGCCGGCGGCGAUCGCCCGUACCUCAUCUCCGGCGCUGACGAUAAGUUGGCUAAGAUUUGGGAUUACCAGACGAAAUCGUGCGUUCAAACGCUCGAAGGUCACGCGCACAACGUUUCGGCGGUGAGCUUCCACCCCGAACUUCCCGUGAUCAUCACCGGGAGCGAGGACGGGACGCUGCGCAUCUGGCAUCAGAAUACGUAUCGCUUGGAGAACACGCUCAACUAUGGAUUGGAGCGGGUUUGGGCGAUCGGUUGCUUGAAGGGAUCGAAUUCGGUGGCGAUCGGUUACGACGAAGGGACGGUGAUGUUCAAGAUCGGUCGCGAUGAGCCCGUGGUGAGCAUGGACAGCACCGGUAAGAUCAUCUGGUGCAAACACAACGAAGUGCAGACGACAAACGUCAAGGCGCUUCCGGCGGAUUACGAAGCCGCGGACGGUGAGAGACUGCCGUUACCGGUGAAGGAACUCGGUAACAGUGAACUGUACCCGCAGAGCUUGGCGCACAACCCGAACGGACGGUUCGUUGCCGUUUGCGGCGACGGCGAAUACAUCAUCUACACCGCCCUCGCGUGGAGAAAUAAGAGCUUCGGGAGCGCGAUUGAAUUCGCUUGGAGCAUCGAUCCCAGCGAGUUCGCUGUUCGUGAAAGUUCGAGUAAGAUUAAAGUUUUCAAGAACUUUACGGAAAAGAACGCUUUCCGCCCUAAUUUCACCGCUGAAGGUUUGCACGGCGGCGCAUUGCUCGGUCUUCGCUCGACGGAUUUCAUUUGCUUUUACGAUUGGGAUGAGUGCCGUGUCAUUCGUCGCUUGGAUGUGUCGGUUAAAAACGUCAUCUGGAGUGAGUCGGGUGAAAUGGUCACCAUAGUAAGCGAUACGAGCUUCUUUAUCCUGCGAUACAACCUUGAAGCGACUGCGGAGGCUUUCGCAUCUGGACACGUGGACGAGAGCGAGGGCGUUGAAGAGUCGUUCGAGCUGAUUUCCGAAAUCAACGAGUCGGUCAGCACGGGUAUUUGGGUGGGAGAUUGCUUCAUCUACACUAACACCGAUAAGCGUUUGAACUACUGCGUCGGUGGCGAAGUGACGACCCUUACACACUUGGAUCGUUCCAUGUUCAUCUUGGGUUACCUCGCGGCGCAAAACCGUGUCUUCUUGAUGGACAAGAAUUUUGCCGUCGUGUCCUUUACUUUGCUGUUGACCGUGGUCGAAUUCAAGACAUUGAUCCUUCGCGGUGAGUUGGAGGCCGCAGAGGAAGUUCUCGAGACGAUCCCGGUCGAUCAGCACAAUUCCAUCGCGCGCUUCCUCGAGUCUCGCGGCUUGGUGAGCGACGCCUUACGCAUUGCGACCGACCCGGAUUUCAAGUUUGAACUCGCUGUUCAAUUAGGUGAACUCGAUAUCGCCCGAGAAAUCGUAGAAACGGAAGGUGCGAAUGAGUCGAAAUGGAAGCAACUCGGUGAGCUUGCGAUGUCGAAUGGUGACCUCGAGCUCACGAACAAGUGCUUAGAAAAGUCUGGAGAUUUGUCUGGUCAGUUGUUACUUGCGACCUCAUCUGGAUCACCAGAGACGCUCAAGCAACUCGUGGAGGAAUCGAAACUCAAGGGUAAGAACAAUGUGGCGUUUGUAUCGAUGUUCAUGCUGAAAGAUAUCGAUGGUUGCAUCGACUUAUUGAUCGAGACAAAGCGUAUUCCCGAGGCGGCGUUCAUGGCGCGCACAUAUGCGCCGAGUCGUGUAUCUGAAAUCAUCGCAUUGUGGAAGGAUGACUUGAGUAAGGUAAACAAGAAGGCAGCCGAGGCUUUAGCCGAUCCAGCGGGACAUCUGGAGUUAUUCGAAGGCUUUGAUGAGGCACUCGACGCGGAAAAACACGCCAGAGCGCAAGCGGGCGCCCAGGCCGACGCGUGCGAAUAUGGCGUCGGGCUCGCCGUUGACAAGCUUACGGAUGCGAUCGACGACAUCGAUGUGAACGAGCAACAAGAUCAGUCAGAAGCUGUAGCGGAGCCCGAAAUCGAGGAAGAGGCGUCGCCGGAAUCCGAUAUCGCGGUGGAGCCAGAAUCUGAAGUGGUGGAUGAGGCGGAACAGGAAGUCGAGGCAGAACAGGAAGUCGAGGCGGAACAGGAAGUCGAGGCGGAACAGGAACCCGAGGUAUCAUCCGGCGAGCCAGCCGCAGAUGGUGGUGAAGAGGAUUGGGGUUUGGACGAUGACGCCGCACCGGCGAAGGCUGAUUAAAAUCACACUAGCU
Molecule: messenger RNA, 2809 nt
Organism: Ostreococcus lucimarinus CCE9901
Lineage: Eukaryota; Viridiplantae; Chlorophyta; Mamiellophyceae; Mamiellales; Bathycoccaceae
Exons: 1
Coding region: 1-2796 (931 amino acids)
Biological process (GO): intracellular protein transport; intra-Golgi vesicle-mediated transport; endoplasmic reticulum to Golgi vesicle-mediated transport
Cellular component (GO): COPI vesicle coat
Molecular function (GO): protein binding; structural molecule activity
Source: RefSeq, a predicted model, not a curated record